UGGCCGGGGCCGAAGUUCCGGGGAAACUUUCGGGUCUGGAGGUCGAUCCACCACCGAACGAUUGCUCGGGUACUCCAGCCGUUUCUAAUGUCGUUUAGGCCCUGCCUUGGGAGCGGGCGGUCAAAACGACAGGUCGCGCCGGUCAACAGAAAUAAGAAGCCACGCCAUCGUUCUAUCGUCUCAUCGCGCGGCUCGUGGUCGUGGAAUAGCCGUCACCGACGAACCCUAAUUCGAGCUCAAAUAUGAAAAGGGCAAUGCCUUGGAGUGAUGAGGAAGAGGACUCAUCUGAAGAAUCGUCAUCGCAUUCAGAUAAUGAAUCUGAUGAUGGCGUUGGGAAGACGAAAGAUAAGAACAAAUCUAGGAGUGAACAAUCUUCCAAAGGGAAAUUUGGAAAGCAGAAGAGUGGUGGAAUGAGUUUUGAAGCAUUGAAGCAACACGGUUUCAAGGGCGGGUUAUCGGUCUUAGGAGUGCCCCCUCCAAAAGUCGAGGAUGACCAGAAAGACUGGUCGUGGUCCACCGGGAGGGAAGGUCGUAAGACCGAGGAUGCCGAUGAAUCGUUCAAAGAUCGGCAAAGAACAAGAGCAGCGUUAGCAUCUGGAGAGCAAUUGGCGGAUGUUCAAACCCGGCAAGAGAAGAAGAAUCUUUCCUUCUCACAGAAGGAAAAGCGGAAGAGAGAGCUUGGUCAGGCCAGCAGAGGGAAGAAUUAUGUCGAAGAAGAGAAGAGGCUAUUGAGAGAUAGUGGUAUUUACUCUGGCUUCGAUUCAUGAACUUUGAUCUUCUUCCGAAAGUAUGUAAUUUUGAAAUAUGGAUUUGCUGAUCAACUUCUAGCUGUUGGCCUGUACUUCCUGUGGAAUGUUAUCUGAAAUGUAACAGAAGAAAGCGCACUCAGUCAUACCUAGUAGCAGGGGUGGGGUGUAGUGAUCGACCAUUGUGGUUCUUGCUUUGCCCUUGAGGCGGUACGAGGGAGCAUUAACAGUAAGAAGUAUGACGCAACCAUUUCUAAGGAUACUGGUUGUUUUAAUGGUUGUGGGCGUUUGUGCUACAACGAUAUGUUCUGCGGAGCCAAAUAUGGUAUUUUCUGCCUUAAAAUUGGAUCUCUAUUCAUCUGUCAUGAAAAAUUGUUCUA
Syzygium oleosum is the source of this 1126-nucleotide messenger RNA. RefSeq lists its product as uncharacterized. The transcript has 3 exons. The coding region runs from base 243 to 767 and encodes 174 amino acids. NCBI's taxonomy places the organism in Eukaryota, Viridiplantae, Streptophyta, Magnoliopsida, Myrtales, Myrtaceae. The record is from RefSeq and is a predicted model, not a curated record.